ACAAAUGUGUUACGAAAUUAAAAAAAAUUGUUAAGAGACAUUAGUUUUGUGGUAAAGGUAACUAUAAUAUAGAUGACUUUCUUAAUGAUACCAUUUAUUGGAAAUGGAGCAAUGUAUGUUAUGAAAUAUUAUUUUAAUAAAAGAGAAGAAGCCACUGAGUGUCUUACGUCCGUUCUCUUCAGGGCUGAUAACAGGUGCAGUGUAAAAGCGUGAACGAAUGAUAAGUUGUUAAGUGACAAGAUGCUGAAUACACACCGGAGAGAAGAUCUAAGCCUGACUCCGGUGAUCACAUUUACCUCGUGACUGGCUCACUGUGGAAAUGAAAAGAGAAAAAUACAAGAGAUCCAUUUGUAUAUUUCGGCUGGGUGAGCGAUGAAGGGGUGGUUCGACGCUUUCCGCGAGGAAGGCGGGCCGACCCUGUACGCUUACCACAACCGCACAGCAGUAGCUGCCGACCUCCCGGCCCUGGCGCUCGUGGUGGCAGCCCUCACCAUCUACCUGGCAUUCCUGGCGGUGUUCCCCGGCGUCAGGAAGGAGAGAUUUUCAACAUUCACUAUAGUCUCACUCAGCCUGUUCGUUGGAACUGUUAUCCUAGUGUCCAAGCACGGUUCCUCAUGGCACGUGGCAGGGACUCGCAUCGCUCGCGCGGCCUACAAAGCAUUCUCAGCAGAACGACUCGACUGCUGGCUCGCAAUACAUGUCGGACUUGGACACGUCAAUGUCACCCUCACAGCACUAUCCUGGGGAAACAUAUCAAGAGGUGACCCUGGUGUGGACUACAACGAACAGUUUCGAUGGGAGGAAGCAGGAGCUAUCCAGGAGUUCUAUCACGAGGGUCUGCUGCGAGGUCUUCCGUAUCCGUUGCUGUCGGUGGCCGAGCACUUCGCUGUGGAGCACGAUGGGUUCGAGUGGGGUGCUAAGUAUAGAGCUGCAGGGUAUACCACCACGACUCUACUCUGGACCGCAUUCGCGUUAUGGCUCGUCAUGAAUCUGUUGCUGGUAGUUGUACCUCGGUACGGGGCCUACGCGAUGACUACUCUGGGAGUCACGCUGUGUACGGCUGCGGGAGGCUACUGGGCAUCUCUACCAUAUGACCCACUAGUGGUCAGGUUGGAUGGAGCCAUGCUGUUCUUUUCACUAGGAUGGUGCUUCUGGCUUGUCCUGAUAGCAGGUUGCAUUUGCGUAGUAGUAGGGUUAUUUAUAGCGAUAUUGGAUCUCGUAUGGCCGCACCGGUUCUCCACAGUAUUAGAAGUAGACUACGACACUCCGUACGACAGACACGUGCUAAUCGUGGACAGCAGGCAGCGGGCCAGACCUCAAACACAAGCCUCCUUACCCACUAGGAUACUGAGGAGGCUAUCAUCCAAGACCCGUGACCCUGAGCGGCAGGUGUCCAUGUCAGUGGUGAAUGAGAACGGAGAGAGAGGACGUGACAACCCGGCAUUCCACCAUGAGGUCAGGAAGCCGAACUCCCCGUGGCGGUACCCGCUGUUCAGGCGACAAAUUGAUCGCGUGGAUUCUGCAUCAAGCUUAGGAUCCAGUGUAGCCGGGAAUACUUCCGGUAUCAAAAUGUCGCCUCUAGUCCGGAGUUCCAUGUCGGCUUCCCGAUCAAAUUUGCCACCGCACCGAUACCGUCCUCAAGUGCCUGCAACUGAGCGAGUUAAGGACAUGUGGUGAUCAAGAUCAAUGCAAGUGCCAAUUAUUAAAACUAUAUAGAACUGAGUGCUGUGCAAAAUAUUUACGAUUGGUGUGACUAACUAAGUGUAUAAUCAUGUAAAUAUGUAAAUUAUUUUAGAAUUAACUUACUAGUGUGAUCCGGUAUUUCCGUCCAGUGUCAUAGAGAUAGGUUUCAGAUCAAAACUGUAUAUGAAUAUCAUGUAAUAAUUUUGCUAAGUAGGAAAUAUUUUACAAGUAUAGUCAGCUCAAUAGUAAGAUUAUCAAUUUUUUAAAGUAAAGAAGUUUUUAUGUAUGCUUUGUCAAGAAUUUUGAAUGCCAAGCAAAGGAGUCGAUUUGUUUGAUAUUGUAUUUGACGAUAAACCUUGUAUAAGCGUUGAGCGCGAUCGGCGCAUGCGACACAUUACAGAGUAAUAGAACAGUACUGUAGGUAAAUUCAUAUCAUAGAGCGCUUGAAUCGACGCACGCACACAUACACACGAUUUGCAUGGUCGCUAAGCAAUGUUGGGAAGAUAAAACUAUUGCGUGACAUGCCGUACGCCACCGAGACUGGUCGCUUUCUGAGUUUUAUUAGCUGCGCCGCGCCGUCCUUGUCGUCAAUCUUUUUGUAUGCACGAGCCCUAACGCUUGGCCCAGAUAGGCCCAGGUAGAAAUUUCGAGUAGAUUGUUCUAUUACUUCUACUGUGCAUGAGCGGCGUGUCUUCCACAACGAGAGUUUUAACAUCUGCCGAGUGCCGACUUUAAUAACACCACUCAUGUCCGUCUGUAAAAUAAUAUUUUUACCUUUCCUUGUAUUUUGUUAACAUUAAGCAGUAUCUGUAAUAUUUAAUAACCACGACACAAGUGAAUAAUUUGUGCCAUGUAACACACAUACCUACGUAGAUUAAAUAAUUUUAGAUAAUUAAUUAAAUAUUAUUAAAAUGUAACUGUCAGUGAUAUUGUUGUGUUACCUUUUAUAUUAAUUAUAUAAUGCAGAAAAACAUGUAAGAUGUUUUUACAUUUUCAACAGAUUUAUUGAGUGUAUUUAAAUAAUUGAGUAAUAAAAUACAACAUUACAAUUGAACGGCCUUACAAAUAAACUUAGUAUAAAGUUAUAACUAAGCAUAAACAAAGAAUAAGAAAAAUGUUCACAAUAUCCUUGACAACACUGUCAAUACAAUGACAAUUCUGAAGUUUUCUGAAUGACAAGCUGCCUUGCAAAUAAACGCGGGAAACGUUAUAUGUCCGAACAAACCAAUCAUAAGCGAAAUGUCUAUUUGUAAACAUUUUGCAUUUUCUUGGUUUAUGAUUAGUUAUCAUUUUAUGCCAUUUUUAUUUGUAAGGCCGUAAAUGUAUUUUAUCAAAUGGAAGCUGAAAGUGUUAAUGCUAAUCGAUACGAAAAUCGGAAUGUAUUAAGUAUUAUUAUUUAUUAAGAUUAGGUACAUAGAUGUAAAAUAAAUAAAUACAAAAAAAAGCUCUUAAAGUCAAUUAGGUUUAGAUGCAAUUAAAAUAAGUUAUUUAUUUUGUUAUUUCCUUCAACAUAAUACACUUCUUUUUCUAUAGUUUUCAUUAUUUUUAUUUCAGAUAUUAAUUCCAUUCAAUCGCAACCAUUUUAUUAUUUAUCUAUAGGUACACCUGGUCGACUUUUCUUGAUUUCAUUUCGAUUUAAAUUGUAAUAUUUUAGUACUUAUAGGUUAUUUGAAAUUGAAAAGUGAGAAUAAAAAUGAAUAAUAUUAUUAAGCGAUAUAAAAUAAAAAUAUCGAAUACCA
Molecule: messenger RNA, 3422 nt
Organism: Leptidea sinapis
Lineage: Eukaryota; Metazoa; Arthropoda; Insecta; Lepidoptera; Pieridae
Gene: mol
Product: dual oxidase maturation factor 2
Exons: 11
Coding region: 373-1677 (434 amino acids)
Biological process (GO): protein transport
Cellular component (GO): endoplasmic reticulum membrane
Source: RefSeq, a predicted model, not a curated record